AACUUGUGUUUGGUUUCUCUGCAGAUCAAAACCUCUCCCAACUGCCUGCUCUCUGUGAGAGUCAUACGAGCCAGGAACAUCUCCUCGAAAGACCUCUUCACUGCAUCUGAUUGCUACGUGAGCCUGUGGCUGCCAACAGCUUCAAAUAAAAAGGUCAAGACCAAAACCAUCAAGCAAACUGAUAACCCUGUCUGGAAUGAGACCUUUUACUUCAGGAUCCAGAAUGAGGCCAAGAAUAUCCUAGAAUUGACAGUCUAUGAUGAGGAUUCACUCACCAAAGAUGAUGCACAAUUCACUGUUCUGUUUGAUGUUGCUAAAGUCAGGCCUGGAGAGGUAGUCUAUAAGAUAUUCUCUUUGAAAUCAGAGAAACAGGAGUCUCUGGAAGUGGAAUUUAAGAUGGAGAAAAUUCCUGGUCCUCCCGAGAAGCUCAUUACAAAUGGCGUCCUAGUAUCGCGUGAAGUUUGCUGCUUAGAAGUUCAGGUGGACAAGGAGGAGAAUAAAAAGUAUUUGAAAGAGAAUAAAAACGUUGUGCUUACGGUGGAUGCAUCAUAUGAAGGAACACAGAAAACCACUAUGGACUCGGAUACUUUCCUCUUUCACUGCAUAAAGAGUUGGGAGCCAAUGCUAAAAGCCAGGCUGCAGUGUGUUUCAGAUAUGGAAGAGAAUGAAGACAAUUCAGAUGACUCCUUAACAAUACCCCUGACAUUACUUGCUGUGGGACAGAAAGUGAAAGUAGGCCUUCCUGUAGAAAAGGGUACACAGUUGGAGCUGCAGGUCCAAGUAAAUGAUUGCCCAGAAAAUCUAGAUGUGCGUUUAGGGUACAAUCUGUGUGAAGAGGAGCAAGAUUUCUUGCAGAAAAGGAAGAAGGUGGUUGCUAGUGCCUUGAAAAAGGUUCUUCAGCUGAGGAGAGAUCUGCAUGAGCAUGAGAUCCCAGUGAUAGCUGUCAUGGCAACAGGAGGAAGUAUCAGGGCAAUGUCAGCAAUGUAUGGCCACCUCUUAGGUCUCCAGAAGCUGAAUCUCUUGGACUGUGUUACAUAUCUCACUGGUACUUCUGGCUCAACAUGGACCAUGACCAACCUGUACAAAAAUACCGACUGGUCACAGAAAACUCUGGAAGGGCAAAUCAGUCUAGCAAAGAAACAGGUGAUGAAGUGCAAGAUGAAUGUUAUUUCCAUGGAGCAUCUGAAGUAUUAUUAUGAAGAGAUGAUUAAGAGGGCAAAAGAAGGACACAUCUCAUCUUUUACAGAGCUGUGGUCACUUGUUCAGGAAGCGUUUUUACAUGAUGAGCCAGAGGAAAGUAAACUCUCAGACCAGCGCAAGGCUGUGGAUCAGGGUCAGAACCCCUUACCUCUCUAUGCAAUCCUCAAUGUCAAAGCAGAACAGAUCAGCACUUUUAAAUUUAGAGAAUGGGUGGAGUUCUCACCUUACGAGGUGGGAUUCCAGAAAUAUGGAGCCUCCAUUCGAUCAGAAAAUUUUGACAGUGAGUUCUUCAUGGGGAGGUUGGUGAAGAAGCUCCCAGAGUCUCGGAUCUGCUUUCUGGAAGGUAUCUGGACUAAUAUUUUUACUCAAAAUUUGUUGGAUGGCUUAUAUGGGUCCGCAAAUUCAGAUGAAUUCUGGGACCAUUGGGCAAAAGACAUGGCAGAUAUGGCUAGAGAAAAUAAUGCUUCUGAUGACUCUUCCGUUAUCAUCAAGCCUUCCCGUUCCACAUCAGGGAACCUUUGUGAAAUCUUUAACGAUAUUCUAACCUCUCGACCGCUACUGGAAGAGACUCAUAACUUCUUGAGAGGCCUAGAAUUUUACAAGGACUAUCUCCAACAGAAAGGAUUUAUUGAAUGGAAAGACACUGUGCUGGACUUAUCCCCUAACAAACUGACUCCACAGGAGAAACAUCUUUGCCUAAUAGAUGUUGGCUAUUUCAUUAACACCAGUUGCCCACCGCUUCUCAAGCCCGAGAGGAAUGUGGAUGUCAUCAUCUCACUUGAUUACUCGAUGGGCAAUAUAUUCCAGCAAUUAGAGAUGACAUACAGAUACUGCAAAACGCAAGGAAUCCCAUUCCCCAAAAUUGAGCUGAGUGAGGAAGACAAGAAGAAUCCCAAGGAAUGUUACUUGUUUUCAGAGGCAGAGAACCCCAGAGCUCCCAUAGUGCUCUACUUCCCAUUGGUGAACAACACUUUCAAGGACUACAAGGAACCUGGGGUGAAGCACAGUCCCUUGGAGAUGAAGGAUGGUGAUAUAAAUUUGACCAACAAUAACUCACCAUAUUAUUUUACUAAACUAACAUACUCUGCUGAAGACUUUGACAAACUGGUGAAUCUGAGCCACUACAACAUCCACAAUAACAAAGACCUGAUUCUACAGUCCAUCCAGAGGGCUAUGGAAAGGAGGAGAACCAGCAUGAGGGGACAUUUACUCACCGGUUCUGAAGUUGAAUCUGCCUAGGCAGUAUUUCUGCAUCAUUUACCCACUAUAGGUUACAGUGUUCUGCCAAUAUUUUACCAGCGGUACUGCUGAUUACCUAUUACAUUGUAUGAAGUGAUACGGCAGCUGUAUAUUUCUCAUC
Dermochelys coriacea (leatherback sea turtle) is the source of this 2560-nucleotide messenger RNA. RefSeq names its product phospholipase A2 group IVB (gene PLA2G4B). The annotation marks the transcript as partial. Lineage: Eukaryota; Metazoa; Chordata; Testudines; Dermochelyidae. Gene Ontology annotation, molecular function: calcium ion binding; calcium-dependent phospholipid binding. Gene Ontology annotation, biological process: glycerophospholipid catabolic process. Gene Ontology annotation, cellular component: cytosol. The record is from RefSeq and is a predicted model, not a curated record. The transcript has 19 exons.